Pneumocystis murina B123 is the source of this 1594-nucleotide messenger RNA. Its product is annotated as signal recognition particle protein SRP54. NCBI's taxonomy places the organism in Eukaryota, Fungi, Ascomycota, Pneumocystomycetes, Pneumocystales, Pneumocystaceae. The record is from RefSeq and is a predicted model, not a curated record. Gene Ontology annotation, cellular component: signal recognition particle, endoplasmic reticulum targeting; cytosol. The transcript is spliced from 8 exons. Gene Ontology annotation, molecular function: GTPase activity; 7S RNA binding; GTP binding. The coding region runs from base 1 to 1548 and encodes 515 amino acids. Gene Ontology annotation, biological process: SRP-dependent cotranslational protein targeting to membrane; SRP-dependent cotranslational protein targeting to membrane, translocation.
AUGAUGAUUUUAGGAAAUUUAGGUAGCCGUAUUACUACGGCUAUGACAGAGUUGAUUAAGACGCAAUCAGUUGAUGAAAAUGUUUUAGAUACAUUGUUGAAAAAGAUUUGUUCAGCAUUACUUGAAAAUGAUGUGAGUCUAAACUUGGUUCAAAACCUGAGGGAUAGUAUCAAAAAGAAGAUAGAUCUCAAUAAGUUAACAUCAUUGAAAAAUAAAAAACGAGUUAUUUAUAAGACCGUUUUUGAUGAGUUAUGUAGUCUAGUAGACCCAAAUAGUGAGCCAUACAAGCCAAAGAAGGGGAUUUCUAAUGUUAUAUUAAUGGUUGGGUUGCAAGGGAGUGGAAAAACAACAUCGUGUGCAAAACUUGCAUAUUAUUAUCAACAAAAAGGAUUUAAAUCAUGUUUAGUUUGUGCCGAUACAUUUAGGGCAGGCUCAUUUGAUCAAUUAAAACAAAAUGCAAUUAAGGCCAAGAUUCCAUACUUUGGUAGUUAUACAGAAACAGAUCCAGUUGUUGUUUCUCGUGAUGGUGUUGAGAAAUUCAAGAAGGAACGAUUUGAAAUCAUUAUUGUUGAUACAUCUGGAAGACAUAAACAAGAAAAAGAAUUAUUUAAAGAAAUGAUAGAAAUUUCUAAUGCAAUUAAACCUAAUCAAACUAUUAUGGUUCUUGACGCAAGCAUUGGUCAAGCAGCUGAAUUCCAAAGUAAGGCCUUUAAAGAAAGUGUAGAUUUUGGUGCAAUAUUAAUUACAAAAAUGGAUGGACAUGCAAAAGGCGGAGGAGCUUUAUCUGCAGUUUCCGCAUCAAAAACUCCUAUUGUUUUUAUUGGAACUGGUGAACAUAUCUAUGAUUUGGAAAAAUUUGUUCCCAAUUCAUUUAUCUCUAAGCUUUUAGGAAUGGGCGAUGUUCAAGGUUUUAUGGAACAUUUACAAUCAUUAAAAUUGGAUCAAAACAAAGAUACUUUAAAAAAUAUAGAGAAAGGUAUAUUUACAAUUAGAGAUCUAAGAGAUCAUCUUGGAAGUAUUAUGAAGAUGGGACCAAUAACCAAAUUACUAAGCAUGAUACCUGGUACAAGUCAAAUGAUGGAUGGAAUUGAGGGAAGCUCAAGAAAGUUUAAAAAAUUAAUUUAUAUAAUGGAUUCUAUGACUGAAAAGGAACUUGAUAGUGAUGGAAAAAUUUUUAUUACUCAACCUUCUCGAAUUACUAGAAUAGCUGUGGGAAGUGGUACAUCAGUUUCCGAAGUAAGGAUGCUUCUAUCUGAACAUCUUAUUAUAGCGGGAAUAGCAAAGAAAGUUGGAGGAAAAGGUGGUUUAGCAAAAAAUCCAAACGUAUUAAAAAAUUCACAACAAUUAUUAUCAAUUCAGAAACAAUUACAUUCUUUAGGUGGUUCCAGUGGAAUUCCCGGAAUGGAUAUGUCUCAGAUAAUGAAGAUGACUAAUCAAAUUAUGGGAGGUAAAAAAUCAGGAGGAUUUAUACCAGAUUUUCCUAAUGUAAUGUCUCAAUUUGGUAACAUGUUUGAUGGAUUUUCAGAUAAUCAAAGAAGGCAUAAAUAGUCAUUGUUUUUCUAGAUAUAUAUUUAUAAUUUUAAUAAUAUUUUUA